Peromyscus maniculatus bairdii (prairie deer mouse) is the source of this 2553-nucleotide messenger RNA. It is a transcript of the gene Glod4, whose product is annotated as glyoxalase domain containing 4. The record is from RefSeq and is a predicted model, not a curated record. NCBI's taxonomy places the organism in Eukaryota, Metazoa, Chordata, Mammalia, Rodentia, Cricetidae.
CGGCCUUCCUGGGUCCGUGGAGGGCGUGGCGCUCUGCCUGGGACUCGGUCUCGGCGGCGGGAGUCAUGGCCACUCGUCGAGCUCUGCACUUCGUAUUCAAAGUGGGGAACCGCUUCCAGACGGUGCAUUUCUUUCGAGAUGUCCUGGGGAUGCAGGUUCUACGCCAUGAGGAAUUUGAAGAAGGCUGCAAAGCUGCAUGCAAUGGGCCUUAUGAUGGGAAAUGGAGUAAAACAAUGGUGGGAUUCGGGCCCGAGGAUGAUCAUUUUGUUGCAGAACUGACAUACAAUUAUGGCAUUGGAGACUACAAGCUUGGCAAUGACUUCAUGGGAAUCACACUUGCUUCCAGCCAGGCUGUCAGCAACGCCAGGAAGCUGGAGUGGCCACUCAGUCAAGUUGCAGAAGGAGUUUUUGAAACUGAGGCCCCAGGAGGAUAUAAGUUCUAUUUACAGGAUCGAAGUCUACCCCAGUCAGAUCCUGUAUUAAAAGUAACUCUAGCAGUGACUGAUUUCCAGAAGUCCUUGAACUAUUGGUCUAAUCUCCUGGGGAUGAAAAUUUAUGAGCAUGACGAGGAGAAGCAGAGGGUUUUGCUGGGCUACGCUGAUGACCAGUGUAAGCUGGAGCUACAGGGCAUCAAGGGUGCAGUUGAUCAUGCAGCAGCCUUUGGAAGAAUUGCCUUUUCUUGUCCUCAGAAAGAGUUGCCAGACUUAGAAGAGUUGAUGAAAAGGGAGAACCAGUCGAUCCUGACUCCACUGGUGAGUCUGGAUACCCCAGGCAAGGCAACAGUGCAGGUAGUCAUCCUGGCUGACCCUGAUGGACAUGAAAUUUGCUUUGUUGGGGAUGAAGCUUUUCGAGAACUUUCUAAGAGGGAUCCAAAAGGAAGCAAGUUAUUGGAUGAUGCAAUGGCAGCAGACAAAAGUGAUGAGUGGUUUGCCACGAGAAAUAAACCGAAGGCUUCGGGUUAAUGGAAGCCAUGGGGGAGCAGCACUUACACCUGCAGUCUAUCAUCUGAGGCCCAGCACGUCUGUUCACAAUAAAUACCCACCACUUAGUGGUGUCCAGCAUAGACAAGGAGGCUCGUGUUGGGGUUCCACUCUUCAAAGCUCUGUUACGUUUUAAAAAUGAAAUAUUUUUAUCACUCUUGGUAGAGGUGAACUCCUGUGUGUAAUUGUAUUAAAUUGGUAACUAAUUGUUAUCCAGACUGAGACAGCUCUAUAUGGAACAUUACCGUUGGCUGGGGAUGGAGGAAAAUUUCAUUAACUGUGAAUCAUGUUGUUAAUAUUGGAACAAAUGUUCAAAUCAAGCCAAACCAGCUGGGCAUGGUGGCACAUGCCAGCACUCGGGAGGCAGAGACAAGAGGAUCUCUGUGAGUUCAAGGCUAGUCAGGACUACAGAGAGAAACCCUGUCUCAAACAAAACAAGUCAAAAAAAGCCAAACCAACUGCUUAGAGUGAUGAUGUUUCCAGGUCCUGAUGGACCUUACCAUCGAAGGUCUUGACAUUUAAAGAAACUUUUUCCUUUGGCUUUCCAAGAUCAUCUCCCCUGAUAGCACAGGGUGGUAGCCCCCUGAUAGCACAGGUUAGCCUGUCUCUUCACUGUGGAACUCAAGGUAGCUUUUUUUUCCCCUUGAGACAGAGUCUCACUUUGUAGUCCUGGCAGGCCUGGAACAAUCUAGUGUCAACUAGAUUGGCCUCAGAGACCCACAUGCCUCUGCCUCCUGCUGGGAUCAAAGGCACAGGCCACCCUACCCAGUGGCUUUGAACUUUUGAUCUUCCUGCCUCAGCCUUCAGUGCUGGGAUUAUAGAUGUGUGCCACUCUUCCAGACUUGAUGGGUUUUUUGUUUGUUUGCUUUUUAAUAAAUUCUAUCCUGGGGCUGUAGCGAUGGCUCAGUGAUUAAGAGCACUGGUUGCAAGCUGGAGAGAUGGCUCAGAGAUUAAGAGCACCGUCUGCUUUUCCAGAGGUCCUGAGUUCAAUUCCCAGCAACCACACGGUGGCUCACAACCAUCUGUAACGAGAUCUGGUGCCCUCUUCUGGCAUAUGGCAAACUUGAAGAAAGAACAGUUUACAUAAUAAAUAAAAUAAAUCUUUAAAAAAAAAAAAAGAGCACCGGUUGCUCUUUUAGAGGACCUGAGUUUGUUCCCCAGCACCCACAUGACUGCUCUGUAAUUCUAGUCCCAGGGGAUCCAGCAUCCUCUUAGUGCCUCUGAAGGCACUGCAUAUACACAGAACACAUACAUACAUGCAGGCAAAACACCCAUGUACAAAAAGAUUAAGAAAAAUUAUCCUUUGGAUAAAAAAUAUCUGGGUAAUUUCUCACGAUUCUAUAUUUUGAAUAACUAGAGAAAACAGGAAGUGUUUAAUGAACAAAAUAUUCAAUGAGUCACAUUUCUGUGGGCCUGGUUCUGUACUAUUUUCUUUAUAAAUGGUUUUAGUCAUCUUUAAAAUGGAUUAAAUUAUUUCUUCAGCCUGAAAAAUAUGUAUUUCAUAUUCUGGUGAUUUUUCUGUUUAGGUUAAUAUAGGAAGUUGGUUUCAAACAUUAAAAACAAUUUUAUUGAG